Molecule: messenger RNA, 1550 nt
Organism: Agrilus planipennis (emerald ash borer)
Lineage: Eukaryota; Metazoa; Arthropoda; Insecta; Coleoptera; Buprestidae
Product: sodium channel protein Nach
Exons: 11
Coding region: 1-1383 (460 amino acids)
Biological process (GO): sodium ion transmembrane transport
Cellular component (GO): membrane
Molecular function (GO): ligand-gated sodium channel activity
Source: RefSeq, a predicted model, not a curated record
AUGACAAGGAACGUUCGGCAAUCUAUCGGCGUUCAAUGCUUUAGUGCAGUCACCAAGUCACUGUUUAAACAAUAUGUAACUACAACUACAUUUCAUGGUUACAAAUAUCUUGGAGAAAAUGGUUUGCAUUGGACAGAAAGGUUAUUUUGGUUGACUGUCUGCAUGAUUUCAAUUGUGGCGUCAAUAUUUUUAAUGAAAGCGAGCUGGUAUGAUUUUCAAAAUAACGCAUUGAGUUUUGUGGUAGAUACAAAUUAUUUGGAAUGGGAUACCAAGUUCCCAUCAAUUUCUGUUUGUGAAACAGAUAAUCAGGAUAAAAUUGCUUCGGCAUCUGAUAGACUAUUUGGAGAUCCACAUGAUUAUAAUCUAGACGAAGUAAUGAAGGAGAUGCUAUUUUUUAGAGGACUUUCUUACUAUACAAUACAAACUUGUGAAUCCGAAGAAAAUGUAGACAACUGUCUUGUAACUAAUGUCAACGUUUAUGAAUAUUUGGUCAGAAGUACAUGCAAAGAAAUUUUUUUGGAAUGCAAAUGGAACGAUAACCCUUUUAAUUGCUGCAAAUAUUUUACUGCACUUCACACAGAGUUAGGGCCAUGUUAUGCUAUUAACUCUUUACAAGCAAGAGACAAGAAGGCACCUUAUUUACCUUUAAUUUCAAAUAAAAAGUUUGGACCAGGUCGUUUAACGUUAAAAUUGAGAGGAACAUUAAGUCUUUACAUAAUGGGAGAGCAGGAUGUUCCGUCCAUUACUACCCUGCCGAAAGACAUUUUAGAAGUAUCACCCUAUAUUCAUUACAGGAGAUAUAUAUCAGUAAAGGAAAUUGAAAAUGAAAAGCAGGUCAGGUUUACGAGUGUGGAGCAAAGAAAAUGUCGUUUUAUAGACGAAAAUUAUUUGGAUGUGUAUGAAUACUACAGUUACAGUGCAUGUACAACACAGUGCAGGAAAGAUGCCCAGUUUCAAAAAUGUAAUUGCACCCACCAUUUAAUGCCUAAUACACAUAAUGGAAAAAUAUGCGAUGUCGACGGUUUGCAUUGCUUGCAUGAUAAUUAUAAUGAUAUCGCCGUUCUGAAAGCCGUUUGGGCAAAUAGAAAUGGGUUGGUUUGCGAAUGCUUGCCGAGUUGUACUGAAGUGGAAAUAACUACAAUUCGGGAAAGUGAAGAGGGCAUACUGGAUCCCUAUGCCAUUGUUGACAUUUCAUUGGAGAGCCUUCCAACUGAGAGGUUUAAGAGAAACGUAGUAAGAGGAAAAUUAGAAUUAGUUGUUUCCCUGGGGGGUGCAGCAGCGUUAUUACUUGGAGCCAGUCUUUUGAGUGUUUUUGAGUUUUUUUAUUUUUUUCUAUUAAGAGUCUUCAACACAGCAAGAAUGGUAAAGAAAGUGCAUUCUUAAGAAAUUGGAUCCAUCAUUUUCAAAAGACGUUUUAAUGGUUAGCUGAUUCCAGAAUUCCACAGCAUCAGCCAUAUCAGUUGUACCGGUUUUAGUUACAAGACAAAAAUGCAUUUUUGUCGAUUUUAUUCGAUAUCUUUAAAACACCGAAUAAAGUCAUAUGAAAUUUU